ACCACUGUAUGGAUAACUUUAACCUAACCUUGGUAUAUUUAGGAACACUGAAAAGAUAACCAAUAAUUAAUAUUGAAUGUAUUUGAAUUUUAACGUUCCUAUUUCUCUUUAGUUUAGUUUGUUGUUAAAUUGAUUGUCAGUGGUGGGCUUGUUCGGCAGUUUAUCGUUAGUUUUAGUUUCAUAUUGUUCAUUACGUUUUUUAUGUUGGUAUAUUGUUUAUGUUUAUUUAUACUUACUAAUUCUUUUUUUAAAAAUAUCAGUCUUUCAAUACUUAAAUAAAAUGGAUGAAAACUCAUCUCAGAUUGAUGGCAGUUCUAUUAACGACCCAUUAUUAAAUAAACCUCGCCUUAGUGUUACUUCUAUUGAUAUUAUGAAACAAGAAUUAUAUGAAACACAACUACAAUUAAAAACAAAAAAUUGUAUAAUAAGUGAACUCCAAGAUGAUGUUGAGCAAUUACAUAUCGUUGAAGAUGAAAAUAUGAAAUUAAAAUUAGAAAUUACUUCAAAAGAAUCGGAUUUAAAACAAUGGACUGUAAAAUAUUCAAAUUUAGAAUUUAAGAUUAUAGAACAGCAAAAAGAAUAUGCAUUACAAAUUGAUGCAUUAAAAGAUGAACUUUCUAUUUUAAAAAUGUCUAAAACUACACCUAAAGAUGAUUUACCGGUUAAUUUAAAUGAAAGUAUUAUAAUGGACUUAAAAUCUGAAUUAGACAUUAAAAAUGAAAAAUACAAUGAGAUGCAAAAUAUAAUAAAAGAUCAAGAAAUAAUGAUUGUUGAGUUAGAAUAUUUAAAAAAUAAAACAAUUGAAGAACUAGAAGACUUUAAAGCAAAAGAUUGUAUUAAAACUGACAAAUUAAAUGAUUGGAAACAAAAAUAUGAAGCGCUGCAGGAAGAAUGUGAAAUGCUCAGACUCCAAGUUAAUAAUUUAAACAAUUUAAAUAAUCAUAAUAAAAGGGGAAAUUCAUUAUUUGCUGAAGUUGAUGAUAAAAGACAAGCAUUAACAACAGAACUUGAAAUAAAAAGAGAAAAAUAUGAAACUUUAAAAAAAUAUUUAUCAAAAGCUAAUCACGAAAAUAAUCAACUGAAGAUGGAAAUUAUGAGAUUAGAAACACAAUUAUUAGAAACUGAAAAAAAUGAUGACUUUGAAAAAUCCACUUUAAUUCAAAGUUAUAAAAAUCGAAUAAGUGAUUUAGAAACUACUAUAAGAGAGUUAGAAAAAAGACCAGAAACCCCCCAAUUAUUAAAAAUAGAUAAUUUAAGCAAUGAAGGAAUGAAUGUAGUUCUUCAAAUUGUAGCUGAUGUAAGGAAUGAAAAGAAAGCUUUAGAAGAAGAAAUGAAUAGACGAUCAGUUAGAGAUAUGGAAGCUCGACAACAAUGUUUCAAAGGGGAAUGUGAAAUUCGACAACUUAAAAAAGAAAUAAGAAGAGAUAAACUUCAAUUAAAAACAUUAGAAGAACAAAUUUCUAUGUUUAAAUCUAAAAUGUCAUUAUGUAAGGAAAAUAUGAAAGAAGAAAAUCGCAUUACAAAAGGGGUACGUUUUAAUGAAAACUGUAAAAUUGAAGAUGGAGGUACUUCAUUGAAACCAGUAAAAAUAAUUCCACAACAAGCUAUUUUAAAUACCAUUGUCUGUCCAAAAUUUGAAGAAUUAUAGUUUUACUAAGUUCUUAUAAUAUUAAACUAUAAACCUAAUUUUUUAAACUAA
Molecule: messenger RNA, 1699 nt
Organism: Sipha flava (yellow sugarcane aphid)
Lineage: Eukaryota; Metazoa; Arthropoda; Insecta; Hemiptera; Aphididae
Gene: Spindly
Product: protein Spindly
Exons: 9
Coding region: 281-1648 (455 amino acids)
Source: RefSeq, a predicted model, not a curated record